Molecule: messenger RNA, 1716 nt
Organism: Myzus persicae (green peach aphid)
Lineage: Eukaryota; Metazoa; Arthropoda; Insecta; Hemiptera; Aphididae
Gene: Syx1A
Product: syntaxin-1A
Exons: 10
Coding region: 277-1209 (310 amino acids)
Biological process (GO): intracellular protein transport; synaptic vesicle fusion to presynaptic active zone membrane; exocytosis
Cellular component (GO): SNARE complex; endomembrane system; presynaptic active zone membrane
Molecular function (GO): SNARE binding; SNAP receptor activity
Source: RefSeq, a predicted model, not a curated record
CGCAAUAUUUCACUCGCAGGUCUGCCGCUGACAGUGCUGUAGUUAGGAAGUAUGUAUUGAUUUUUAUCUCGUCUCUUUUUCGAGUUUUCCGCACGUUCGGAGUUUAAUAUUAUAAAAGUUAAUUUUUUAUCGUUUUCCUCGGUUAUUUUUUUAAUUUUCACUCUAGUGUUAUUUGUACUUGUGUCUGUGUCACCGUUUUACCAAAUGACGCGUUUAUGAGACCCAACCGUUUUCGGCUAGUCUGUGUAUCUAUUUCGCGUUUCCAUACUGUAAAUAAUGGCUAAAGACAGGCUAGCGGCUUUAAAAGCGGCUCAAAGUGACGAUGAAGAAGGAGGUGCCGAUGAUGUGGCAGUCAAUUUGGAAGGCCGGCAAGAUGGAUCAGGAGCUGGAUUUAUGGAUAAAUUUUUUGAGGAGGUGGAAGGUAUCCGAGGGAUGAUAGAUAAGAUUCAAGCAAAUGUGGAAGAAGUGAAGAAAAAACAUAGUGCAAUUUUAUCUGCUCCUCAGACUGAUGAAAAAGUGAAACAAGAACUGGAAGAUCUUAUGGUGGAUAUAAAAAAAACUGCUAAUAGAGUCCGUGCCAAACUCAAAGAAAUUGAGCAGAAUAUAGAAGCAGAAGAGCAAUCGAACAAAUCGUCUGCAGAUUUAAGAAUACGCAAAACACAACAUUCAACAUUGUCGCGUAAAUUUGUUGAAGUGAUGACGGAAUAUAACCGUACGCAGACAGAUUACAGAGAACGUUGUAAAGGGCGAAUUCAGAGGCAAUUAGAAAUAACGGGAAGAACAACUACUAAUGAUGAACUUGAAGAAAUGUUAGAACAAGGGAACCCGGCUGUGUUCACGCAAGGCAUAAUUAUGGAAACACAACAAGCCAGGCAAACAUUGGCUGAUAUUGAAGCCAGGCAUGCUGAUAUUAUAAAACUGGAAAACUCUAUCAGAGAACUUCAUGAUAUGUUCAUGGAUAUGGCAAUGUUGGUUGAAAAUCAGGGUGGACUUAUUGAUAACAUAGAAAACCAUGUAUCAUUCACUGUUGAAAAAGUUGCUGAAGGCAAAAAAGAACUGGUUGUUGCUGAAGACUAUCAUAAAGGAGCCCAAAAAGUAAAAGAAAAUCAUGAUCCUGAUAUGCUUGACAAUUCUCAUUGUUAUUCUUGGAGGAUUUGUGAUGAGUUUUCUUCCCAAGCUCCAUUAAUACAUCUUCGUGAAAAUAAGUAAGCAUAGAGCAAUUUUUCGACGGGUACAUCCGGCAGAGCAGUCACUCAAUACAUACUAGUUCUUCGGCUUGUAAAGACUGGAAUAGUGUACGAAAAACAACAUUUUAUUCGUUUAAUUUAUUUAAUUUUUAUUUCCUUUUCCUGCCUCAAAAAAAAAAAAAAAAACGAGUAAAAAAAAGUCCAUGUGAUUUAUUUAUUAACGCUGUCUGUCCUGUUUUAAAAGUAACUAUAUAAUAAUAUUUAUUGUUUUUAAAAACCUUUUUCUUAAUUAUUAUAGUUAUAUUGUUAUUGAUAAAAUUAUUAGAUUUUUAAAACCAAUUUAUAUAUCUAUAUAUAAUAAUUAUUAACUAUAUAUUAUAAUAUAGACAUUCAUGUGAUAAUUCGUUAAGAUAUUCAAAACAUUUUGGCUUCCUCGUUUUAUCAUUUUAUAAUUUCUGCAGUGCGAUGCGUAGGUGAAUUGGAAAUAAUGUCAAUUUUUAAAUAAAAAAAAAAUAGUUGUUUUGUUCUA